AUGAGCGACCUCGACAAAGCGAUUGCGCAAUUGCGCGCGUGUCGCCCGAUCCCCGAACCUCAAGUCCGCGAACUCUGCUACAAGGCGCGCGAACUGCUCAUCGAAGAAGGCAAUGUCGUGUGCGUCGAUGCCCCCGUCACCAUCUGCGGCGACAUCCACGGCCAGUUCCACGACCUGAUGGAACUCUUUCGCGUCGGCGGCGACGUCCCGGACACAAACUACCUCUUCAUGGGCGACUUUGUGGAUCGGGGCUUCUACAGUUUGGAGAGCUUCCUGUUGCUUCUGUGUUUGAAGGUCAGAUAUCCGGACCGCAUCACCCUGAUUCGCGGCAACCACGAGUCGAGGCAGAUCACCACCGUAUAUGGGUUCUACGAUGAAUGUAUCAGGAAAUACGGGAGUGCGAAUGUCUGGCGGUAUUGUUGCGAAGUCUUUGACUAUCUGGCGCUGGGGGCGUUGAUCUUGGGAGCAACCACCGACGUCCCGCCUCCGACAGGCGGGGCAAUGGUUUCCUCGAUGAACGACGUCAAUACGCAAUCCACACUUCCUUCGGAAGAUGAAGACCUUGAAUCCGAGGUCCUCAACGCCAACGGGGAAAUCAUCUCCAAGACUCUCCGUCGCCAGUUUGCUGGCCUCUCAAUGAACUCACAACAGUCACAAGCCUUCUCUGAUGGAAGUCGAAUAUCUCCCGCGCCGGACGUCGACCUCCCAUCAUCUCUCGAUGCCCCUCAAUCCUCACCGAGUCAGCCGCCUCCCUCGCUCUUCCAACCUCCCACGUCUUCGACCGGCGCAGUUCUCUGCGUCCACGGUGGUCUGUCUCCGCUGGUUGAAACCGUAGACAAAAUCCGUCUCAUCGACCGCAAACAAGAAGUGCCCCACGAAGGCGCAAUGUGUGAUCUUCUGUGGUCUGACCCGGACGAGAUCGAAGGCUGGGGGCUCAGCCCGCGAGGCGCGGGAUUUCUCUUUGGCGCAGACAUCGUUAGACAUUUCAACCACGCCAACGACCUGUCGUUGAUUGCGCGGGCGCAUCAAUUGGUCAUGGAAGGGUAUAAGGAGAUGUUUGACAAGACGAUCGUGACGGUCUGGAGCGCCCCUAACUACUGCUACCGGUGCGGCAACGUAGCCGCAAUCCUUGAGCUGGGCGAGGACGGGUCCAACGGCGGCUGCAUACAGAGGGCGAACGGCGACCAAGGCCGCAGAGAACCUGUGGGAGGCGAUGGCAGUGGCGGUGGAGCCGGCGUGCUCUGGAACCUCGCCACGCCGGGGAGGAGAUAUAGAGUCUUUGAGGCCGCACCGCAAGGCACGAGAGGCAUGCCUGCGAAGAAGCCGGUUGGGGAAUAUUUCUUGUAA
Fonsecaea nubica is the source of this 1347-nucleotide messenger RNA. RefSeq lists its product as hypothetical. Gene Ontology annotation, cellular component: nucleus; cytoplasm. Lineage: Eukaryota; Fungi; Ascomycota; Eurotiomycetes; Chaetothyriales; Herpotrichiellaceae. Gene Ontology annotation, biological process: double-strand break repair via homologous recombination; peptidyl-serine dephosphorylation. The record is from RefSeq and is a predicted model, not a curated record. Gene Ontology annotation, molecular function: protein serine/threonine phosphatase activity. The transcript has 2 exons. Bases 1 to 1347 code for a protein of 448 amino acids.